AACACAUCCACUUCAACUCUACACAUAGCAGAAAUUUCUCAUCUCCUCUUCCGCUUUGGCUACACGCCAUGACGAAUAAUGCCCCGCCGCAGGCGCAGCCAAACCAAGACGGCGACCAUGUAUCCCUCACCACCCCCUUGCUGUCCCGCCACCGAUCCACUCCCAACUCCUCUUCUCAGGUUGCCAUCGUUGGCGCCAACAUCUGUCCCAUCGAGAGCCUCGACUACGAGAUUGUGGAGAAUGAUUUCUUCAGGCAAGACUGGAGAGCCCGCGGAAGCAUCCAUAUUUUCCAGUACAUAUUUAUGAAGUGGCUGCUGUGUUUCUUGAUUGGCAUUAUUGUUAGUCUCAUCGGCUUCUUCAACAAUCUCGCCGUCGAGAAUAUUGCAGGCAUCAAGUUCGUGGUCACCUCGAACAUGAUGUUGAUGGGCAGGUAUGGGAUGGCAUUUCUGGUGUUCUCUGUUUCCAAUCUGGUUCUUACGUUCUUUGCCGCUAGUCUCACGGCCUUCGCCGCGCCAGUAGCCGCUGGUUCCGGUAUUCCGGAAGUGAAGGCCUACUUGAAUGGGGUUGAUGCGCCCGGAAUUCUAUCCUUUCGAACUUUAGUUGUUAAGAUUUUUGGAAACAUCACAGCAGUUUCUUCAUCUCUGCUGGUUGGAAAGGCGGGGCCUAUGGUUCAUACUGGUGCUUGUGUUGCAUCAUUGAUGGGACAGGGUGGUUCAAAAAAAUUUAGCAUGACAUGGAAAUGGUUAGGUUACUUUAAGAAUGAUCGAGACCAGCGAGAUCUUAUAACAUGUGGAUCAGCUGCUGGAAUUGCUGCAGCUUUCCGUGCUCCAGUUGGUGGUGUGCUGUUUGCUCUUGAAGAAAUGGCAUCUUGGUGGAGAAGUGCCCUUUUAUGGAGAGCUUUCUUCACAACGGCUGUUGUUGCAAUUGUGCUUCGGGGUCUAAUUGAUGUUUGUUUAAGCGGCAAAUGUGGACUAUUUGGAAAAGGGGGUUUAAUAAUGUUUGACGUCUAUUCAAAAAGUGUUUCAUAUCACCUGACGGAUGUUCCUUCUGUGCUUCUUCUUGGAGUCAUAGGAGGUGUCUUGGGAAGUUUAUAUAAUUUUAUUUUAGAUAAGGUUCUCCGAUUUUACAACCAAAUUAAAAAGAAGGGCUUUGUCUAUAAAAUCUUUCUUGCUUGCUUCAUCUCCAUUUUCACAUCCUGUCUUCUUUUUGGAUUACCAUGGCUUGCAUCUUGCCAACCAUGCCCAUUUGAUGCAGCAGAAGCCUGUCCUACAAUUGGCCGAUCUGGUAACUACAAGAAAUUCCAAUGCCCUCCUGAUCACUACAAUGAUUUGGCUAGCCUUAUUUUUAACACAAAUGAUGAUGCUAUCAGAAAUCUUUUCAGCAAGAAUACCAAUUCUGAGUUUCAGUACUCAUCAAUUCUCAUUUUCUUUGUCACUUGCUUCUUUCUGAGUAUUUUUAGCUGUGGGAUUGUGGCUCCAGUGGGUCUUUUUGUACCUGUUAUAGUCACAGGAGCAUCCUAUGGGCGCUUUGUUGGAAUGUUAGUUGGUUCAAACUCAAAUCUCAAUCAUGGUCUUUAUGCAGUGCUUGGUGCUACUUCGUUUCUUGGUGGAUCUAUGAGGAUGACAGUUUCUUUAUGUGUUAUUAUCCUAGAACUCACCAAUAAUCUUCUAUUGUUGCCCUUGAUAAUGCUGGUUCUCCUUGUUUCCAAGACUGUAGCUGAUACGUUCAAUGGGAACAUAUAUGACCUUAUUAUGAAAGCCAAGGGUUUUCCUUACCUAGAAGCUCAUGCUGAACCUUACAUGAGACAGCUAACAGUUGGUGAUGUAGUGACUGGUCCACUACAGAUCUUUCAUGGAAUUGAGAAGGUUGGUAAGAUAGUACAUGUUCUUAAAACUACAAGGCACAAUGGGUUCCCUGUAGUUGAUGAGCCUUCAGUUUCUCAAUCAGCAGUUUUGUAUGGUUUAAUCCUUCGUGAACAUCUUAUUGUAUUGUUAAAGAAGAGAGCUUUUUUGUCCACUUCUGUGCCAACAGGCGAUCAUGCUUUAAGACCAUUCUCAGCUGAGGAUUUUGCAAAGAAGAGUUCAGGUAACUCUGACAAGAUUGAAGAUAUAGAAUUAACAGAGGAAGAGAUGGAGAUGUUCUUGGAUUUACAUCCAUUUACUAACACCUCACCAUAUACUGUUGUGGAGACCAUGUCACUAGCUAAGGCUCUUGUACUAUUCCGUGAAAUUGGUUUGAGGCACCUACUUGUGAUACCCAAGAUCCCCAGCAUUUCACCAGUCGUUGGUAUAUUGACAAGGCAUGAUUUCAUGCCAGAACACGUGCUAGGUUUGCAGCCAUUGCUAAUAACGAGUAGAUGGAAAAGAUUAAGGAUUCGGUUUCCCAAUUUAUUAAAGCUUUUGGGAUCUCAUGCGGGAUGAGAAUUUGUCAUGCCAGAUAUAUAACUGUAAAUGGUCCUAUUUAGCUGCCGAAUGUUGUUGUAAAAUUGCUCAAGUAUUAGCAUCAUUCUUCAACUUCCUCAGUUCAAAGCAGAAGAUAACAAAAUAAUGACAAUAUGGUACUCUCUGGGGCUGUAUUGUAGCAUUCUUUUGCUGGGAUGAGGUAGGUAGAAUUUCUGUAGAUCACUAUCGUUUACGAAUUUCGUUGUAAGUUCUGACAUGGAGCCUCUAAGAUUAUCCAUUACAAUAAAUUUAAGUUUUAAAC
Messenger RNA from Rubroshorea leprosula, 2703 nucleotides. The record is from the annotation of a GenBank genome assembly. Lineage: Eukaryota; Viridiplantae; Streptophyta; Magnoliopsida; Malvales; Dipterocarpaceae.